AUGCCACACGUGCGUCGGGCGCUCGUGACGCCGCUGCGCAUCGUCUUGGAACCGCCGCAGGUCGACGCUUCGAACCGCAUCUUGCGCCAGUACGCUCAGCACAUCGAUCGGUUCCUCCGCGUGAGCUUUGUCGACGAGCACUUUGGCCCACUCUACGGCGCCAAGAGUCCUCGGGUCCUUGAGCGCAUAUCGUCCAUCGUCCAUAAUGGUCUUGUCGUCGCCGGCGAAAAGUACGUCUUUCUUGGGUACUCAAACUCGCAACUGCGCACGCACAGCUGCUGGUUUUACUGUGAUCCACCGAGAGGGACUACUGGCGUGCCGACGGCCGCGUCGAUCUACGCCGAUGUCGGGCAACUGGACGCGAUUCCGUCGGGCAGCAAGCGCGGCGCCCGGCUCGGUCAAGUGUUUAGCUCGACGACGCCGACCGUCCGGAUGCGACGGUACGAGUGGGGUCGCUGCCCCGACAUUACACGGAACGGGCACAUCUUCUCCGACGGCAUCGGCGCCAUCUCGUCCUACGUCGCGGCGGACAUGGCCGACGACCUCGGGCUCGAGUACGUCCCGUCGGCGUAUCAAAUUCGGUACGCUCCGUGACUCAAUGCGCAAGUUUGAAUCGAACCACGAAGAGGUGGAGGUCUGCAGCAUACCGCAAGCGCUACCAGCGUACCUCAACCGCCAGCU
This is a messenger RNA of Saprolegnia diclina VS20, 681 nucleotides long. RefSeq lists its product as hypothetical. Lineage: Eukaryota; Oomycota; Saprolegniomycetes; Saprolegniales; Saprolegniaceae. The coding region runs from base 1 to 594 and encodes 197 amino acids. The record is from RefSeq and is a predicted model, not a curated record. The transcript is spliced from 2 exons. Gene Ontology annotation, molecular function: RNA-directed RNA polymerase activity. Gene Ontology annotation, cellular component: nuclear RNA-directed RNA polymerase complex. Gene Ontology annotation, biological process: siRNA processing.